This is a messenger RNA of Amyelois transitella, 5041 nucleotides long. It is a transcript of the gene LPCAT, whose product is annotated as lysophosphatidylcholine acyltransferase. The transcript has 11 exons. Bases 175 to 1653 code for a protein of 492 amino acids. Gene Ontology annotation, molecular function: calcium ion binding. NCBI's taxonomy places the organism in Eukaryota, Metazoa, Arthropoda, Insecta, Lepidoptera, Pyralidae. The record is from RefSeq and is a predicted model, not a curated record.
ACGAGUGCAUGUGUGUUUGUGACGUGAAUUAUUUAUUUCGAUAAAUAUACGUCAUUUAUUAAAAUAAAAUAAGUGUUCGAAUUAUUAUGUUUGUUUGAUUAAUAUUGUACGUAAAAUGAGUGAAGUUAGAAUCUUAUAUUUAGAUCGUAUGGCAUUAAAGUGUUUGUGGUGAAAAUGAAUGGUAAAAUGCACAGUGAAACCGGCGCUUUCUCAUCUGACGGCAUGCGCGCCGAAAUAUUAAACCCUUUCGUUCACAAAUUGGAGUUAGACAAUACGUAUGACAAAAUAAAGACGGCGAUAUUCACAGUGAUACUGCUUCCAUUUAGAGUAAUAGUCAUUUGCUAUCUAAUAGUGACUGCUUGGUUCCUAGCCUGCAUAGGUCUUUAUGGCCUGAGCGAAGAAGAUCUCAGAAGAAAACCGAUGACUGGAUGGAGAAGGGCCCUGAAACCCCUAAUAUGUUUCAUCGGGAAAAUGUCUUACUUGGCGGGCGGUAUGGCUAUCACCAUCCGCGGCCGGCAGGCGUCUAGGCAAGAGGCGCCCAUUCUCGUAGUUGCCCCCCACUCCUCAUUCCUAGACAGCUGUAUUGUCUAUGCCACCAAGAUGUCUUCCGUGAUCGUCAGGAAAGAGAGCAUGGACAAUUAUGUUGGAAAGCUGAUAAACUACACGCAGCCGGUGUAUGUGUGGCGUGAUGACCCCAACUCCAGGCAGAACACCAUCAAGGAGAUCAUCGAGAGAGCCACCUCCAAAGAGGACUGGCCACAGGUCCUGAUCUUCCCUGAAGGCACAUGCACCAACCGCUCCUGCCUCAUCACGUUCAAACCCGGCGGGUUCUACCCGGGAGUGCCGGUGCAGCCGGUCAUCAUCAGGUAUCCCAACGCCAGAGACACCGUCACUUGGACCUGGGAGGGACCUGGCGCGCUUAAGCUGCUUUGGCUUACGCUGACUCAAGUGCACAGCUCGUGUGAGAUCGAGUUUCUGCCUGUUUACUAUCCCACUGAGGAUGAGAAGAGGGACCCUAAACUGUAUGCCAGCAACGUUAGGAAUGUCAUGGCCAAAGCCCUGGGUGUGCCUGUGCUGGACUACACAUACGACGACUGCAAGCUGGCGGCCCGGGCCAAGCAGCUGGGCAUUCCCGGAGCCACCGCCGCCCGGGAGGUCAGCGAGCUGAGGGGACAACUCGGCCUGGAGCGCUCCCAGCUGGAGCUGCAGCUGGCGGCGCAGGGCUCCCGCGCCCGCUGGGUGGCGCCCGAGGAGUUCGCCCAGCGGCUGGGGGUGCCUUACAAUGCUCAAUCGCAGAGACUGUUCGACAUAUUUGUACAGCGCGCGAGUGGAAUGGUAUACUUCCCUGACUACCUGCUGUGCGCCUGCUUCCUAUCCCUACAACACUCAUCUAUAGCGCAGCUCCUGUCGUACGCUUUCAAGCUAUACGACCAAUCCUGCGGCGGCCGCCUGAAUCUGUCAUCAUUUGAGGAAGUAGCCACACGUUGCCUGGGACUUUGCCAAGAAGACGCCUUGCAUACCUUCCGACAGGCAGACCUUGACGAGAAGGGAUACAUCACUUACGACGAGUUCAUAUCCUACGCUCAGAAGAAAUCAGAGUUAUCGUUCAUAUUCGCGAGUGACACAUCACACCAUAAGCCGAAGGCGCAGUGAGGGUCGCAGGUUCACAUCCCGACCGUGUCCAGUCAAGUGCCGUGAGCACAGAGCACGGUAGCGGUCGCCGCGUGCUUUAUUCUGUGGCUGAAGAGCUGUAUUUAAACUGAGAUGUAAUUAAAAUUGACACUGGCAGGAAUUUUUGUGAGAGGCUUUUAAACAAGUUUGAUUGCCACAACGACGUAAAAAAUGUUGGUACUUAUUUCUCUCUUUUUCAGCACAGAGUACGGCAGCGCUAUUUGUUCUGUGGCCGAGAGAUGUGCAUUUGCGUCAAUUAGAACUGUAGGUAUUUAAAAAACAAUUAUAAAAGGCGAAUAAUUUGAAACUUCGAAUGACCGCGAGCUGUCAAACGGCCGUUUCAAUAUCGCCGUCUCAUAAUAACUGUAUAUGUUGAACAAGAAUAGCGAUAAUAAAAGUGCGUUUGACGCAUAAUUACAAAUUCCUCAUACGACAUUUUACGCACCAAAAUUUUAUUGGAUUUACUCGUUUCAAAUAUGGCUUCCCAAGAUUGAAUACAAAAUGCUUGCUUAAUUAACUUAGACUUUAUUAGAACUUAUAUUUUUAAGCGUGAAAUUAUGUGAAUAGUAAAUGAUGUGUAUUGAUAUUUAUUUGGGCGAGUAAUUCAUGAUUAUGACAUAAUUAUGAUGAUGAUAGAAAGAAGCUAUUAAUAUAGUCAGAAAUGCAAAUGGACAAUGAAUAAGUAUGUCUUAUUUACUCUCUCUUUCUAACUUCUUAACUAGCUUUUUGCCCGCAGCUUCGACUGCGCGAUUUUAGCGCAAACAAAAGUUUAUUAUAUGUAAGUAAAAACUAUAUUAUAUGUAUUAUAAGGUAUUCUAUUAUUCAUAUUUUUCUUAUUAUUUUUUUUAACACUCAUUGCACCAUUGUACGUCCAUAUCAGUUUGGUCCAAAGGUUCGACUGGCAGAGAAUGCCUUGUGGCAUUAAGUCCACCUGUUGUACAUUUUCGUGCAUAAAGUUUAAAUAAAUAAAAAAAGUGUACAGUUCUUUCUCAAAACCCACGAGAACUAUAAUUUUUACCGAGAUGAUGUCCUUCGCCAGAUUCUUAAUUAUAUAUACGCGAAAUUUCAAGAAGAUUAGUUCUGUAAUGACGCGUGAAAUGAUAACAAACAUACAAACUAACUUUCGCAUUUGUAUUGCUAGUUAGGAUCAAAGAUUUAGAAAGGGCGGGAAAAUAAGACAUAUCUUGUCAACGAUCGCGAACAAAUCAUAAUAGAUAUGAAAUAGAAUAGUCGACAUCUUGUAUUUACGCCAUGUUUUAAUGUGAUAAUUUUAAGAAAAAAAAAACAUCUAACCGGUUUACCUAUAGUAGUACAAUUUUUUUUGUGAGAUUGAGUUGAGAUAUGAAUAUAGAGAUUAUUUUUAUUUAUUUUGAUUUUUGUAAAUAGUGAAUAAGAUUAAAAUUACGUAGCUUCCUACCAGUUUUCCUUUUUUACUAGAAUAUACAUACGUAGUUAAUAUUAUAUAUUUUUGUAACAUAAGUCACUAUAACAUUUUUUUUAUUAUAAAAAAAUUGUCUAUGUCUUCUACUUUUCUUACUUCGAUUUUUAAAUAUAAGAUUAAUUUAUUGAUCUAAAUAUUAAUGAAAUUUAUUUGAUAAAUUUAUAUACAUUUAUUUAAGUUACAAAUACUUUUGGUAAGUAACUUAAAAAAAAAUGUAUAUUGUUAUUAUAUUUACCGUUAAACUAUUUAAGGCUAAUAAAAGACGCUACUUAGAUUUAUAAAACAUCUCGUGUAUUAAAAUUAUUAAGUAUAAAACGUGUGAGAUAGUCAAAAAUCAGUUAAGUACAUUCUUAAGAAUAAUUAGAUAUACAUUUUACGAAAAAAUGUGUACAUUUUUAUUCCUCAUGACUGUACUAGCGCUGGUUUUUAGGAUUUUUUCAAGUAAAAUGACUAUUUUAUAAGAAAUUUGACAUUAUUUUGAUAGAAAACCACUUUCCUGCUGAUAAAUCAUGUUUAUUUCGCUAAGUUAAUUCUAUUUGUUUUCUAUAAAUCAUGGCAUUGGUGAAAUUGCCGAAGUCAAACUUGAAGGUGUACAAAUUUUGCAAAUUAUACCUACCAUACUUAUGGUGAAAUAAUGUAUCAUAAUGUAACCUCAGUUUCAACAAAUACAAUUUUAUUUAUAUUGACAAAACAUCUUAAAAAAAUAUAGAUGGGAAAUAGUUAACUUAGGUGUGUGUAUUUAUUCUAGCUUUCAAAAUUGCCUUAGGCUAGUCCAUUGUUAAUAUAUUGUAUAAUACGCGGCACGUAAAUUGACUUAUUUCUUCACAGUAAAUUUAUGACUCUACCAACCUAUUGGUUAACUGAGCCCAAUCUUGGGAGAGGGUGGGCUGUAAUAUCUUUUUCGUGACUCCUUAAAAAGAGGGUUGCUGUAAUACUUUUAUAUUUUUUUCGUGAGUACUUAAAAGUUAUUUUUACUCACUACUCACACUCCUAAUAUGUAUAGUUGGGCUUCAUCGCAUUUAUAAAUAAUACGUAACGUACCUUUAUUUUAUCUCGGUCGUUUCGAAUCAUGUUACAACGAUCCGUGGUCACUAACAUGAUUCGAAACGUCCGACAUAAAAUAAAUGUUAACUACGUCCGCGUUUAAAACCUGUAUUAUUGAUAAAUAGUAUAAUUCAAGUGCCGUGUGGUUCCCGGCACCAAUACAAAAAAGAAUAGAACCAGUCCAUUUCUUUCCCAUGGAUGUCGUAAAAGGCGACUAAGGGAUAGGCUUACAUACUUGUGAUUCUUUUUUUUGGCGAUGGGCUAGCAACCUGUCACUAUUUGGAUCUCAAUUCCAUCAUUAAGCCGAGCAGCUGAAUGUGGCCAUUUAGUCUUUUCUGGACUAUUGGCUCUGUCUACCCCGUAAGGGAUAUAGACGUGACUAUAUGUAUGUAUGUAGUAUAAUUCAACGCGAUAGUAUAAAAUCAGUCAAUGAUCCUCGCAUAUCACGGAAUGAUAGCCACAACCCUGAAAUCCAAAUUCUUUUGUGUAAGAAAAUCCUACUGUCCUUAGGGUCUCAUAAAUUGUAACUUUUUUUUUGGUUACUUUCAAACAACUCAAAGCGGAAUGAUAAGCAUUUUUAGCGCUUGUGUACUAAGCUCUGAAGCCGCCAUAUUGUUUCAUCUUAUGUGCCGUUUAUUGUUUCUUUAUUUAUAACCUUAUUUAUUUCACUAACCUAUUUCAUUCAAUGGAAUAGUAAAAUUUAAUAUAAAGUUUUGUAACUUUUGACGAAGGCUCUUAGUGUUAAAUUAGGCAUAGUUGUUAUGUUUUUAAAUGUUUUAUUUUAAUUUAUAUCCACUGUUUUAUACAAUGUUUGUUAUUUUAUUUUCUUGCUAGACAUUCCUAUGCUGUUUUAAAUUUAGUACUUAAGUGAUUAGACUUACGUAU